ACCAAAACCAAAACAACAAACACAACAACACCCUCAAGAUCAUCAUGAAUGCCACAGCUUCCGCCCCGGAUCCGAAUUCCUCCGAUGACGGGUUCCUCGGGUCACAAAACUUUGGUGGAUUCGCAUAUGGUAUCGGAGUCUCUGCAGGGAUAUUGUUAUUGAUAACAACAAUCACCCUAACGUCCUAUUUUUGUACGAGGCAUCAAACAACGGUGGAGCCACCACAAAGGAGACAUAGGAAUAAUACUAAUAAUAAUAACGAUGUGGUUGUGGUCGUGGACGUGGAUGUGGACGUAGGGCUUGAUGAGGAAACCCUAUCGAGUUUUCCAAAGUUGUUGUAUUCAGAUACUUAUAAGAAUAUUCACAAGGAUUCAACCGUGAGUUCUUGUUGUUCAAUAUGUUUAGGUGAUUACAAGAAUAGUGACAUGUUAAGGCAAUUGCCAGAUUGUGGCCAUUUGUUUCACUUGAAAUGUGUUGAUCCAUGGUUGAGGUUACAUCCAACUUGUCCUAUUUGUAGAACUUCUCCAUUGCAAUCACCACUAUCUACUCCUCUAGCUGAAGUUGUUCCUUUGGCAACUAGACCUAUUGGAUAAAGUG
This is a messenger RNA of Solanum verrucosum, 597 nucleotides long. RefSeq names its product RING-H2 finger protein ATL70-like. Lineage: Eukaryota; Viridiplantae; Streptophyta; Magnoliopsida; Solanales; Solanaceae. The coding region runs from base 45 to 593 and encodes 182 amino acids. The transcript has a single exon. The record is from RefSeq and is a predicted model, not a curated record.